Molecule: messenger RNA, 4049 nt
Organism: Brienomyrus brachyistius
Lineage: Eukaryota; Metazoa; Chordata; Actinopteri; Osteoglossiformes; Mormyridae
Product: kelch-like protein 11
Exons: 2
Coding region: 1-2043 (680 amino acids)
Molecular function (GO): protein binding
Source: RefSeq, a predicted model, not a curated record
AUGGCGGCAGCCGCCCCUAACCCGGAGGAUGUAAACCGGACCGGCGGUGGCAACGGCACGACGAGUUCUUUGGCCGGGGACGGAGACUCGGAAGAGGCCGAGGGCUUUAACUCCACCACUCAUUGCUCGGAGCUGUCUCGUCGGCAGAACGAGCAGCGGAAGCAGGGGCUGUUCUGCGAUGUGACGCUGGCCUUCAGCAGCGGCGGGGCCGCCGGUGGCGUGAGGAGCUGCGAGUUCUCCGCCCACCGCUCCGUGCUGGCGGCGGCCACCGACUACUUCACCCCGCUGCUCGGAGGGCAGUAUUCCGAGUCGCUGUCCCGACGCGUGGAGAUGAAGGAGUGGAGUUCCGAAAUGGGGCCCGACCCGGAGACCGUGGAAAUCGUCAUCCAGUACAUGUAUACCGGGGAAAUACGGGUCAGCACUUGCAACGUCCACGAAGUUCUGGAGCUGGCUGACAGGUUCUUACUGGGCCAGCUGAAAGACUUCUGUGGCGAAUUCCUGAAAAAGAAGCUGAAUCUGACCAACUGCGUGGCUGUGCACAGCCUGGCCCACAUGUACUCACUGGACCAGCUGGCGCUGCGUGCUGCUGACAUGAUCCGGCGAAACUUCCACAAGGUCAUCCAGGACGAGGAGUUUUACACACUGCCCUUCCACCUGGUGCGCGACUGGCUGUCGGACGCUGAGAUCACCGUGGACUCAGAGGAGGUUCUCUUCGAGGCCAUCGUCAAGUGGGUGCAGAGAAACCUGGCCGAGCGAGAGAAGCACUUUGAGGAGCUCUUCCGCCUUUUGCGGCUGCCUCAGAUCAAGCCCACCUACCUGACGCGGGUGGUCAAGUCGGAGCGGCUGGUGGCCGAUCGGGAGGCCUGCCGCCGGCUCGUCUCGGAGGCGGUGGAGGGUCACGCCCUCCGUUUUGAGAGCCAUAAGUCGGCCGAUCUGGAAUUCUGGUCCUCCUACAUGGCCUCCUUCCAGCCGCGCUUCGGCCAGAACAUGGACGUGAUCAUGGUGGUGGGUGGGGUCUCGGAGGGGGGAGACUACCUGAGCGAGUGUGUCGGUUACUUCAUCCACGAGGACCGCUGGGUCAACCUGCCUCACAUCCACAACCAUCUGGACGGCCACGCCAUCGCUACCACCGAGUCGCACGUCUACGUGGCGGGCUCUAUGGAGCCCGGCUUCGCCAAGACCAUGGAGCGCUACAACCCCAAUCGCAACACCUGGGAGCAGGUCAGCAACCUGACCACUCGCAAACACUCGUUCGGGCUCACCUGCAUCAAAGACGUCCUCUACAGCAUCGGGGGCCACGGCAACUUCAGUCCCGGCUUCAAGGACGUGAGCGUCUACGAGCCCGAGCAGGAUAAGUGGCACAACCUGGAGUCGGCGCCCAAGAUCCUGCGGGACGUGAAGGCGGUGAGCGUAGAGGACCGCUACGUGUACGUGACGGCCCGCACGCCCGUAGACACGGACAGUGACGACGGGCUGAAGACCAUCACCACGCGCUACGAUACCGAAAGCAGGCAGUGGCAAGACAUGGAGUCCUUGCCCCUCAUCGACAACUACUGCAUCUUUCAGAUGGCUGUGGCGGCCACCAACUUCUACCACACCGCCUCCUGCUGCCCCAAGAGCUACGCGGUGCGAGACGAGGUGGCCCGGCAGAAGGUCGGCACCCGCGCCUCCGACGAGAUACUAGAAAGCUUGCCGCCCGAGGUCACCAGCAUCGAGGGGGCCGCCAUCUGCCACUUCGGAGAGGAUGUCUUCAUCAUCGGGGGCUGGAAGAACAGCGACGACGUGGACAAGCAGUACCGCAAGGAGGCCUAUCGCUACUGCGCAGAGAGGAAGCGCUGGACUCUGCUCCCGCCAAUGCCGCAGCCGCGGUGCCGGGCCACCGCCUGCCACGUUCGCAUCCCGUACCGCUUCCUGUACGGCUGCCAGCGAUACCCCAUGCCUCAGAACCUGGCCCGACAGCGGGACCGCAUGCAGCAGAUGCAGCAGCUGCACCGCCGCACCCUCACGCUGCGCAGGCAGCUGCAGUCACAGAUCGAGUGCUGAGCUUUCGCCUUCCUGCGCAAACUACGCGGUCGUCGUCAUUGCAGUGCCUAACCUGCCCACUAGAUGGUCUUGUUUCUGUUUCUGUUGUUUAGUUUGAAGUCGAAUAGUUCAAUGUCAUGUGGCAGUAAUGUGACCAACACCAUUCCGCACAGUGACAGUUUCAAAUCGCAGUAUUUUGUUUUCAGAGGAGUUCGAUUUUUGUUUUAUAUACAUGUAUUUAUAUGUCUUAUGUUCGUUAAUUUAAUUUCUAUCCUUGAAAAGUAUUACGGAAUUCUCCUCUGCUUUGGACCUCUGUUGUUAUUACCGUGGAAGAGGCUGCCAUAAGAUGUGGGGAAGUGUCCAGCAGGGUGUGCUGUGAACCAGCAUUUAAUUCGUGCACAGAGAUGAUCUCUGGAUGGGAUCUGAGGAGAUAAUCCGCUAGAAGUCGGCUAGACACAUCAUAUCACGGCAUGUGUAAUGGCCGUUACGAUUUCUUGAUACGUUAUUUGAUUUUAAACAGGAAGCCACGGCAGCCUGCUUAGUAGCUGACAGACGGCAGCUUUUUGAAGAUUUCUUAAAGGAAUGGAACAAAUGACUAUACAUUCCUCUAUGAUGCACUUGAUCUCUAAUCGAUGUCUUAAGUGGCUAAUGUAGCACUGAGUCUUAGAGAUGGCGAGGGAACAAUGGAAUGGGCAAGUUUGGUUUUUGUUAGGUGGGCACUCUGAGAGGUGACUGGAAAGGGGAAACGGGGUGACAAUAUCCCGGCAUCUUUACUGUCGUCGGGAAGCCAGGGACAGUCGGCUGCCAAACUCUCACCCGAUCCCCAAAACACAAGGAACUCAAAGAAUUAUUUUGAAAUGGGAUCCACCUGCAAAAUGGAAUCCAACACAACAGACAGUGGUUAUAUUCCUACAACUAUAUACCAACACAUUCCAUAAAUACAUGUAUAAACACAGAAACUAUUAUUAUUAUUAUUAUUUUAGCAAAUGCAUUCUUUUGGGGUGAGUUGCACUGCCAUUUUUUCCAUUUUGUUACGCUGGUCUACUGGACCAAUCCUGGAGUAUCCAGUGAAGAUUACGCCACCAGUGCUGUGAGUCCUGGGACUCACCAGUCCAGCGGUCUGAUGACAUCAACACACUACAUUCCUCUCACUGUAAAUGUUUGGACAGUUGUGUAUCAAAGUAUUGAUUUUUAUUACAUUAAUAUGAGUACCAAUAUGUGUAACCGCCCGCUGUGUGCACAGGGUAGGGUUGCAGAAAACACUCCGCUUAUGUAUAAUUAUUCUGAUUUUAGUGCAGAUGCUAAUACAGCUAGAGCUUGCUUGACCGUACUCCUUGUAGAAGAGGAGAUGGAGACUUUUGCAUUUAUGGUGGAGAACAACGAUGCUAUGAAUGCUUUGAGAUAAAAAUGCCAGUGGCGAUGGUGGAAAAAUGAUUCAAAGUCAGUGAUAGGUAGGAUCUUCUUGUACUGUCAAACACUAACUGGUUCAGCCUACGAUUUCUAGUGGUUGGUAAUCUUCAUGAAUGUCUCUGCAUCUGUAGGGUGUCUAGUGGAGAGUGGGUUUUCCAAUAUUGCCUCUAGUUGGCCCCGUUUUUCUGAUGGCUAUUCUGUGACGAUCGUUACUGAAAACCUAAAAUGGAAAUUUCCGCUCGUCGCUGGUUAGCACGAACAGGUUAGCGGAUUGUCUGUUCCGUUUAUCUCUUUUGGGUGCAAAGUUGAAUGGCUACGCUAUGCUAACUCUGUCAGGAGAAAAUGGGUCCUAUUCCUUUAAGGCCACUUACGUAGGCACUGUGACGUUGCCAUUGAUAGUUAAGCUAUUAGUUGUGCCAUUCCUGCACAUUAAUAAAAGUAGCGUGGGUAGCUCUGCAGUUAGUAGAUCUGCUGUAUCCCGCUUCUCUUUUGUCAAUGUACAGAAAUUUGAAAUGUUACAUGGUUUAUAUUUUGCUUUGCAUGUGAAAUCAGUCAGUACAGCAGACAUAGUGAAGUAAAUGCUGUAAUUAAUAUUUACAAUAAAUUUUUUGUAUGAU